GAUUUGAAAACUAGGCAUGGAGAGUUGUGUAUUUAUUGCACUCAUGCCUUCACAGCACUAGUGCCAGUUUCUAAUAAAACAUGUUGCUCUUACUAAUGGAGGCAUUAACUGCAAAUAAACAGAGGCCAAAAGUGCAGUAUUGAUGAAUGACUGCAAAAAAGUAUUUGGACAUAUUUUGGUUAUAAUAUUUUGUAGGUAGCCUUUCACACAUUCUUAUUUGGUGUAUUUUGAUGUCGUUUACCAGCCAGUUCCUACUACAGCAUUCACACUUACUCCGUUUACAUGCAGCCUAAUAAUCUGUUAAUAAUCCGCCUGAUAGCUCAGUAGGAAUAGAAAAUAUUCACGCAAACACCUCGAUCGGAUUAAAGUAAACCGACUGAGACCAAUCCGAAUGAAAUUUCUAUCCGAUUGAACGAGGUGGAUAAUCAUUUUAAUAAUCCGUGAAAUAGAAGAGGACUAGCCAUGUAAACGCCUGUGUCUGUUUACUUUCUCUGUUGGAAUCAGCCUGUCGUUCUGCGCAUGCGUGUUUGAGUCACGCAAGAAAAUACAGCUCAUGUUAGAUUUUAAUCUAGUUAAAAAAUAAAUUUAAGGUUGGAUUCAAACUAACCGUAACUGACCUCGGUUCAGCGUUUAAUAUUCGCCAGACAUUCACAUGCACAGAGUGAAAACUGUAACAUAUUGGUAACAUUAGAGAAUAAAUAAAAGCAUUACAUAACUGAGGAUUGUCUAUCGAGUGUCCAGUUUAGGAUACAUAUAAACACUGGCAGUUGGAAGGAAUUCACUCCGAGUGGCCAAAAAAAUUGCUCUACAAAGUACAAAGUCCCGGAACUAUAAAUCGGACUCGAUGUUUCAGACGGACCCAAGCCGAGAGGGACACUGUUGCCACAGGCAGCACUUGGCGUUGCUUUGCUGGAUUAUCAAUGCUGUCAGCCUUUCACUUUCAAAACAUGGAGUUAAUAAGCGGAGACUGUCUAUAAAACCGUCAUACGUAAAUCCCUUCUCCAGGAGCCGAGCAGUGGAGCUUAUUUCGGGCUGAAACCUGCCGUUCCGGACUCACUGCAUCGAGUUUAAUGCAUACGGAGCUGGAUAAACAAGCUAACGUUAGCAUGUAACUACAGCAUUAGUUUACACGGCAAAACGCAGUGCGGGUGCAUUUAUAUGGAUUAACAGCUGUUUGUUUACGAAGCGGCUGUAUUUGAUUAAAGCACCGACGGUAGCACUGAUUGACCCUGGCUGUGUUUUUAAAGCGAGGAGCGCUCUGACAUGUCCUACAGUCACCUCUCACCACAGACCCGUCCUUCCCUCACCAGCACUGGGCAUCAUGACAGAGAGAGUUCCUCUGGCCGAGAAGGCCAUGUCGGAGGGGUUCGCUCGGCUCCGGUACAGAGACACUUCGCUGCUCAUUUGGCAGCAGCAGCAGCUGGAGCUUGAGAAAACACCGACCAACUACCUGACGCGCAGCCGCAGCGCCUGGUACAGUCAGUACGGCAACCAGGCCGUGGUGGUGCGGGACAAGAGCGCGUUACACGAGCCCCAGAGCGGCUCCCGCAUAUGUUCUGUCAUGUAACAGUGUCACGGGAUUAUAACAGUCCUUAUUUAUAGACAGAGCGACCAAGUCUCAUGGCAGCUUCUGAUACUGUCUUGGAAAUAGUUGGACGCAACUAGAAAUUUAAUAUGAAAUGUAUGUUCCUCAUGUCUGAUGAUAUUUCUGAGACUCUCAGGUGGCAUACAAAAAAAACCAAACCAAAACAAACAAA
This is a messenger RNA of Pangasianodon hypophthalmus (striped catfish), 1757 nucleotides long. RefSeq lists its product as uncharacterized. The transcript has a single exon. The coding region runs from base 1322 to 1567 and encodes 81 amino acids. Lineage: Eukaryota; Metazoa; Chordata; Actinopteri; Siluriformes; Pangasiidae. The record is from RefSeq and is a predicted model, not a curated record.